AUGCAACAGCAGCGCCACAGCAGCAUUGCUGGGCCGGCUUCUUUCGCGCAGGGGCCGUCGCAGCUCGCCUACCAGAACCGCCAGCGCCGGGCAUCACUGCAGCAGCAGCAGCAGCAGCUGGUGGAGCGGCUGCAGCACCUGCAGCACGAGCAGCAGCAGCAGCAGCUGCUGCUGCAGCAGGACGACCAGCAGCAGCAGCAGCAGCAGCAGCCACGGGGCUGGUAUCUCUCCAAGUUGAAGUCCUGCGGCGCCGUAGUAGGCAUAGACAGGUCUCUGCGCAUUUAUGGGGAGGGCCGGGGCUUUAGAGGUUCUGCUGCACUCUUUUCAGCAGCAGGGCCUUGGCUGGAGGCUUUCCUGCAGCAGCAGCAGCAGCAGCAGCAGGUGCCGCUGCAGCUGCAGCAGCAGCAGCAAGACGCAGCAGCUGCGGCAGCAGCCGUCGACUCUUUCCUCGCGACUGCGCGGCAGCUGCAUGCGUCGCUGCUUCCCCCCAAGCUUCAGCAGCAGUGGCCACUUUCUGCUGCAGCAGACGCUGCAGCAGCAGCAGCAGCAGCAGCAGCAGCAGCAGCAGCGGCUGCAGCAACAGGAGCAGCAGCGGCGGCGCGCAGCGCCGCCGCUGCGCUGAACAGCGCAAGCAGUGACCCUGUUGCAGCAGCAGCAGCAGCAGCAGCAGCAGCAGCAGCAGAGAGGGGGCCCCUGCCGCCGCAGCAGCUGCUGCGCCCCGGGGCCCUCGUGGUGACCCCAGGCUUUGGGGCCCCCCAUUUGUUUUUGCUGCACUGCGUGGAGCCCAAUGCUGUGCUGACGCAGCAGCAGCUGCUGCAGCAGCUGCUGCUGCUGAUUGACUGCGACGCGGCGGAGGCGCGGCUCCAGCGCAAGCAGCAGCAGCAGCAGCAGCAGCAGCAGCAGCAGCAGCAGCAGCAGCAGCAGCAGGAGUUUGAGCAGCGGAGAAAAGAAAAGGCCCCCCGCCUCUACUUGCUGGAGUGCUGCUACCGCAGAGCACUUGCUGCUGCUGCUGCGCUGCAGCUGCAGACAGUGGCGCUGCCGCUGCUGGGCACGGGCGCGGGUGGCUACCCGCUGCAUGCUGCAGCGUACUGUGCUGCUGCAGCAGCACACCGCUGGCUGCAGCAGCAGCAGCAGCAGCAGCAGCAGCAGCAGCAGCAGCAGCAACAGAGGCUCAAGAUCGUUUUUUGUACUCCCGAGAGAAACGAGUGGAAGGCGCUGGACAUCAACAUAAGGCGACGCAUGCAGCUCUUCACACCGUCGUAA
This is a messenger RNA of Eimeria necatrix, 1263 nucleotides long. RefSeq lists its product as hypothetical. The transcript is spliced from 2 exons. Gene Ontology annotation, molecular function: ice binding. Lineage: Eukaryota; Apicomplexa; Conoidasida; Eucoccidiorida; Eimeriidae. The record is from RefSeq and is a predicted model, not a curated record. Bases 1 to 1263 code for a protein of 420 amino acids.